This is a messenger RNA of Scomber japonicus (chub mackerel), 405 nucleotides long. It is a transcript of the gene pmchl, whose product is annotated as pro-melanin-concentrating hormone, like. Gene Ontology annotation, molecular function: melanin-concentrating hormone activity; type 1 melanin-concentrating hormone receptor binding. Gene Ontology annotation, biological process: chemical synaptic transmission; behavior. NCBI's taxonomy places the organism in Eukaryota, Metazoa, Chordata, Actinopteri, Scombriformes, Scombridae. The transcript has a single exon. Bases 1 to 405 code for a protein of 134 amino acids. The record is from RefSeq and is a predicted model, not a curated record.
AUGAGGCAGUCACUCAUGUCUGUCAUCUUUGCUGCAGCACUCUUAUUUGAGUGCUAUGCGCUGUCAGUGGCGUUACCCAUGGGCAAGACUGAAGACACCUCCUUGGAGCAAGAUACUUUCACUUCACUGCUGAGUGAAGAGGGGAUGGAAAACAGCUUCAUCAACGCAGAUCUGGCCGCUGCAGGCAAAACCAGAGGACCGAGGGUCAUCGUCGUUGCCGAUCCAAGUCUGUUGAGGGACCUGCGGGUGCUGCACAACGGACUGUCCCUCAAGCGCAGAGCUGAAGACAACAACCAACUCAUCGAUCACAGAGAGUCCGGCCAGGACCUGAGCAUCCCCAUCCUGAAGAGGGACACCAUGAGGUGCAUGGUGGGACGAGUGUACCGGCCAUGCUGGGAAGUCUAG